UUGAUGCUUGCGGAGAAUCAGAAUUUCUUCGACAAAAUUAUACGGAGAUUCGUAUUGAUGGGCGAAUUCGGCGCGACAAUGACGUAUAAUGACGCAAUGUGUAAAUUUUUCGGGAACACUAAAUUUAUUCGCAUCUCAACAAGCAAAAUAUUUGAGAUUCACAUGUGAAAUAUUGGAGGUGAAUACGGUUUUGUGUUUGUUUUCGGUGUUUCGGUGGUAACGAUGGCCAGCUCUCCGACGAGUAUUGAGACACAAAUAGAUAGCUUCUUAGAACAAUUCAAAAGAAGUGCCUCUAAGGCGAUGGAAGAAAGGAUGGAGUGGCCUGACGGCCCGUCUCCAGGUUCCAUGGUGAAAUCGCGCAGCAGCUGCUUCACUCUGGAUUCUUCAUCGGGUGAAGCAGAAUGCGAUGGCUGCGGCAGCGAUGGCGAGGAGGGACGCAGUGUCGGCGAACUGCUGCUGCCACAGUACGUGCUGGCGACCGGCGGGUUGGCGCGUGACCACCGCCCGCUGGUCACCUUCCCGGACAACAACAACUUCCAUAUGGUCACCGCCGCCGAAUACCGCCGCCUGCUUCUCUACCUCACUUCUGUGCCCUCACUAUUAGAAGCUGAGAUGGGCUUUCACAUAAUAAUCGAUCGGAGAAAAGAUAGAUGGAAUUCUGUUAAAGCUGUGCUUCUUAGAAUAUCGGAGUUUUUUCCGGGCAUGAUCCACGCGGUAUACGUUUUGCGGCCGGCGAGCUUUCUCCAGAAAGCGCUAUCUGAAGUUAGCAGCAAGCUUUUCAAGGAGGAGUUCCGGUUCAGGGUGCUCGUUUGCUCGUGUGUGGAGGAACUGUAUGAGCACUUUGACCGCUCGCAGUUGACGCCGGACUUGGGCGGUGAACUGCAGUAUUCGCAUUCGGAGUGGAUACAGCAGCGAAUAGCCCUGGAGAAGUUCUCAACGCUAAUGAAGGAGAUAUCGGGGAAGCUGGACGACUUUAUGCGAGAAAUAGUUGACUGCGAUAUGGGCAACGAUCCCACACAAACCAAAGAAUUAUUAGAAACACAAGAAUCUAGAUAUAAAGCUUUAAAAACCGAACUAUCGUCAGCGACAAGUCAGGGCGAGGAGUUGCUGUCGCAAGUGCGCAAACCAAAUCUUACUUAUAAUAUUAUUAGUCAUGUUGCUGCUGUUGAAAGGUUACUUGUACAAUUAGAUGAGACUGAAAAACAAUUCGACAAUUUUUGGCAGAAACAUUCAAUGAAAUUAAAUCAUUGGUUGAAAUUUAGAACAUUUUUAUUAAACUUUAAACAAAUGCAGGCUACUUUAGAUGGUCAUCUAAAAACAGCAUGUGAUAUGACGGAAGUCGGUGAAACAGCAAACAGGGUUGAAAGCCUUAUUGAUGAAGCCAACGACUUUGAAAAACUGUGCAACUGUGAUCUCAACUCUGCUUCAUCAGUUAUAGACGAAGGCGAGAUAUUAAUGAAAGAUCCGUUGAGUUCCGUUGACCAUAUAGAAUCAAAAUGCGAAGAAUUGAGACGAACGAGUUCCUUACUUAUAGAUAAAAUACAAAAGCGAAAUUUGCUACUGACCAAAGCCAGAGAAUUAAUGGAUAGGAUAGAUAAGGCAAACGACUGGUGUGCGACAGGCGUUGAGAUCUUAGCGGGAGAAGGUGGUCUCUUAGCCGUUGACAAGCUGCUAGAAGAUGCUAAGAGCUUCGGACUUACGGCUCCGGAGCAGUUCCGUGAUAUGCUCAUGCAGUCUGCUACUCAGGAAACCAGAGCACUAGUCACACAGGUGUGCCAACGAGUAGAGGACGUUUGGCUCAUGGUGUCGGUGAAGCGAGCGUCUCUAGUUCGCGCAGCGGCAAAACCCGCCCGCCCAGUGCAGUCAGUACCUCCACACAGCGCCGCUCUGCCUAUCAUAAACAACAACAAGAUGGAAACGUCAGGAGGGUCAGAGAGUUCUGGUGGUGAAGACGCAGAGGCGCGGCGGUCACGGAGAGGCCACGUUCUUGCCGAACUGCUGCAGACUGAGAGAGUGUAUGUGCAAGAACUUGGCUCCAUACUUAACGGCUAUAAAGAAGAGUUAGAGAAACCUGAAAAUCAACAUGUUCUACCAGCAGCUUUAGUGGGACAAACCGAUGUGUUAUUCGGAAACCUACACGAACUUUUCACAUUCCACCAAGACAUAUUCCUUAAAGACUUGGAAAGAUCUAUUUCGGCCACCGAACUAGUCGCGUUGUGUUUUGUUGAAAAGAGAGAAACCUUUUUCCGCCUAUACAGCUACUACUGUCAAAACAUCCCGCGGUCAGAGCGCUUGCGUGAAACGUUAGUGGACACACAUCUCUUCCUGCAAGCUUGUCAACAAAGGCUCGGGCACAAACUGCCGCUUGCUGCGUACCUUCUCAAGCCCGUGCAGAGGAUUACCAAAUAUCAGCUUUUGCUAAAGGAUUUGCUGCGCUACAGUGAAUGCGGUUCGAUGAGCACUGGAUUGCAGCAAGCGCUGGACUGCAUGCUGGUAGUCCUGAAGUGUGUGAACGACUCCAUGCAUCAGAUUGCUAUUACAGGCGUUCCUGUGGACCUAAAUCAACAGGGUGAGCUACUUCUGCAAAGUUCAUUCAUGGUGGUAUCAGAGAACAAACGCGACCUUCGACUCAGGAUAAGGCCGAGACGGCGACAUAUAUUCCUCUACGAGAAGGCCAUGCUGUUCUGCAAGUCAGCAACAAAGAAUAGCCAUAACAAAGCCACUUAUCAUUUCAAACAUGAUCUUCAAAUGUCACAAAUCGGUCUAACAGAGUCCGUGAAAGGGGACCCUCGCAAGUUCGAAGUAUGGCGGCAGGGCAGGUCGGAAGUGCACACGAUAACCGCACCCACCGUUGAAGUGAAACGCGCGUGGGUGGAGAGAAUCAAGCGAGUAUUGCUUGACCAGCUCAAUGAGCUCAAGGGCGAACGAGUGAGGCAGUAUGGCGCACAACACCACAGAACACUAAUACAAGCGAGUUCGUGGGACCUGGGUCCGGGCGGAGGAGGAAAUCCGCGUGUGGGCGCGGCCGUGGCUGCGGCGCGAGCUGCGUCCGUGGACGCGCACGACGAGCCAUGCUGGUCCACUGACCCCUCCGAUGACGACGACGACGAGCCAGAGCACGCGCCGGCGGUGGGAUGUACGCUGGUGGCACUGUCAGACUACACGGCUGUGGGCGCGAGCGAGGUCUCGUUACGCGAGGGGCAGCACGCCGAUCUACUGAAGGUGGGCUGCGCCGGCUGGUGGUAUGUGCGGCUUGCGGGUGGUCAAGGGGAGGGUUGGGCACCGGCGGCUUAUUUGGACCAGCGCAAAACUUCCCGGUCAUCGAGUCGAUCGCACGACCGACUGCACGACCACUGAACGCGAUACCCUCGCGCUAAGAGACUAUUCUACUUGCACAACGCUCGAUACUUAACGCGUCGCGAAAGUUGGAAAAGUGGUCUGUUAGGAUCUUAUAACCUAGCGAUUUUUGGGUGCAUCACCAGAGACAUGAUUUGUAUACUUUCGGCAAUAAUGAACACAUGAAUGCAAAAGUAGUGUGGCCUAGAUGCGACAUCCAAUUGUUUUAAGCGAAUUAAGCAAAGCUAUUCCAACUGAAUGGAUGAGCUAUUAUAGAGAUAAUUGGAUCAGCGAGGUCCUAUCACAAGAGGCUUUUGCCCAGCACAAGCACCUUAAUUAGGCGUAUGACGGAGAUGAGCACGAACGAGUGCUCUACAGUCCACAUCGAAGUGUCGAGUCAAACUAGCUGCUCUUGCUCAGCGAGGACUAACAAAUGCUUUAUCAACCAAUGGGCGUCCACUGCUGGACAUAGGUCUCUUGUACGGAGUCUUGUUUCGCAAGUCUUGCUCAUCCCUGCGACUCGUUUGAUAACGUCUGUCCACCUAGUCGGAGGUCAUAUAAAGAAUGAUUUCAAGCUCUCAAAUCGCCAGUAUUAUAACCUACCUGCUCGGGUUAGUACCUACGGAUACGGGUACUAGUUGCGUGCUUAAAGCGUCCCGCGAAUCGCACCUCAAAUACCUAAAUGACAACCACUAGUUUCAACUGUCAUGACGAAAGCGUGUACCUACUCGAUUAAACUGUUCAUAUUAGCUGGGAUACACUUCCAGAUCAUAUUAAAUCGUGUGAACUGUUCAACUAAUGCGGAAGAACAGUUGAAUUAAUGCUUGCGAUGGAUGUGUUUAGACUUAUGAAGGCUUAGAAUUUGCAAUUUGGAUGUUAGGUGUAGAAAAUUCGAUGUUAAAAUUUUUAGAAAUCGAUGUUUUAUUGUGCGCUACUUGGAUUGCAUUUUGGCCUUUUGAUUGUGGGUUGUAAAUUUAUGGUUUAUGAGUCUGUUGUUGUAUGAAUGUUUAUUUUUUAGUAAUUAUGCAGUUGUUUUUUUCAUAGGUGCUUGUGAUUAAGCCGAUAACAGAUAUCUGAUACCCCUCGACUCGACGCGUGUUUAUCAAAUGCAACCUUAGUAUGUUCUACUCGAAAUACAGCCAUUUAGAUGUCUAAUCAGAUUUUUGUUUUGAUUCUGGUUACCCUUCUAUACUUACAUGAAACACUAUCGAUAUUGUGACUAACUGACUUACCGUUGGAACACGCACAGCCUAAACUGGUGAAACUAAAGAUUUAGACAAGUAUUUUUAAAUCCUAUAGGUACCUAAGGUGGUCACUUUAGGCAUAGGAUUUUCGAGAAUGUAAUUUUCUGACUUAUUCAACGUUAAUUCAUGAGAAGCAUUUUUUUUAUCUUACAAAUGAAUUAAUAAACACUGGUUUUGAGUAAAAUCUAGAUUGACAUGUUGCAUAUAAAAAGCAUACUGUAGCAUACACACAUACACAUAUAAAAAGCAUACUGUAGGUUCACUACAUUACGGUAUGGUUUGAAAAACACGUGCCGCGUCUGGUGUACCAGCUAUGCAAUUGAGCGCCCUGGAUUUACAUCUUACGAGCUUAGGUCUCAAGUAACAGUUGGUAUAAUUGAGUGAUUUGUACCAACGUAAAAUUAAAUAUUGGUACUCAUUUUUGUAUUUGUCAUGUCUGAUGCUAAUAGAUUUGUGACUAUAGUUUCGAGCCUAUCCAUAAACAGUUUGUUUAACAUAAACAGCUACUUUAUUACAUGUUUUUUUAAGUGAAACUUCUUAAGCGGCGUUUUCAUAAUAUUUCGAACAAGAAUAGACGGUGAAAAUUCUAGUACGCAUGAACAUUUCGAUACAGACUAGGUGCAUACAAUACAAAGAGACGGAAGAGAGCUGGAAAUUGUAAGUUCUAUUUGUAAGUACGUACUCUGACGGGAUUAUAUUCUUGUUUCAAACGUGUCUCAUUGUAAUAUGGACCUUUGAAAAAGUAGAUCGAAACUUCAACG
Messenger RNA from Pararge aegeria (speckled wood butterfly), 5341 nucleotides. Its product is annotated as guanine nucleotide exchange factor DBS-like. Gene Ontology annotation, biological process: intracellular signal transduction. The record is from RefSeq and is a predicted model, not a curated record. The transcript has 20 exons. Gene Ontology annotation, molecular function: guanyl-nucleotide exchange factor activity; protein binding. Bases 223 to 3357 code for a protein of 1044 amino acids. Gene Ontology annotation, cellular component: cytoplasm. Lineage: Eukaryota; Metazoa; Arthropoda; Insecta; Lepidoptera; Nymphalidae.